AUGCUAAGGACGGCGAAGAAGCACAACGCGAGCUUCGCGGCCAUAAAGCUGGACAAGUCCCUAAAAGACCAACUACCUGUCUGGUACCACAUCAGCGCGUCCAAGCACCUGAGAAGACUUGACAACACUACCAUAAGUAAAUGCCUGCGAAUGACACACGGGGCCACAACGGUAGCAGAUAUAACACGAAUAGCGAGGCAUGACACGCCGAUCGUGAUGAAUGACAACAGCAACGACAUCUCCUGUACAUGCAUAGACUGCGCGAGUGAGAGGAGGCUAGGAUGUCAAGACCCACUAAAAUGCAAAGAUGCGGCGAGGCGACUAAUACGGCUCCUUGAGCAAAAAUGGAACCCUACAAUAGACUCACCGAACGAUGGCCUGACUCUUACAAAGAAGAGGCUGGAUAUCAAUGCCAAAGCAAUUGAAAGUGGAGAUGCAGUGACGUUCAACCCCUCUGUAACAGAACGAGGAGGACUAACGGAAGCCUUUAGGGUGUUUGUC
Molecule: messenger RNA, 501 nt
Organism: Rhodofomes roseus
Lineage: Eukaryota; Fungi; Basidiomycota; Agaricomycetes; Polyporales; Fomitopsidaceae
Exons: 1
Source: RefSeq, a predicted model, not a curated record